CUACGAGCCGGGGCUGCUGCGGCCGGGUGCGGGUGGUGUUUUCCCGGGGCUGGAGCUGAGGCGAGGGGGGCACGGCUGUGGUAACCGCCUUUCGGCCUUUGCCUCCUGUGGGAGCCUGAGGGCUCAGAGAGGGGGCGAUGGUGCUGCUGCCCUUGCCUUUUCCUGGGUGACAGCGCUUCAACGUUGUCCCUGCGGCCGGGAGACGGAGAGUCGAUCCGGUCACGGAGGAUGCUGCUGGUUAAGGGGUAAAAAUUGCGGUGUGAGGCCUGUCACAACUCCUCUUGCGUGUUUUGGGUUUUUUCUUAAGGAGAGUUUAAGGUAAUGAUCCCGCUAGAGGGCAGCAAAAACCGAUGGAAACCCGUGUGAGGCUGCAGGGAUGGUGAAAGGCCGCGUUCUGUGGAGGCUGGCGGUGGGGAGCACCCGGAGUGCACCCUGGCUGGGUGAUGCUGUGAGCACAUGAAUAGUGUGAGAGGACUCUUGGCUGCCUCGGUAAUUUCUGUCCAGAACUCCUGCUUCAUCUAUCCUGCCUGUCAAAAAUGCUUUUCUAGGCUGAUACUGGAUUCUGGAAGGUUUAGCUGUCUAAAAUGUGGCUGCACAGGUGAAGCUAAAGAUGCGACCUACAGAUAUAGAUUGUCCCUAAAGAUUGCUGACACUAAUGAUUUGUUUGACAUUACCGUGUUUGGAAGUUGCUUAGAUCCGUUCUUUGGGGUCACUGCAGAAAAUCUGCAGAGGUGUAUUCAAGACUUCAAUCAGCUGUCAGGAGAAACAAACAUAGAUGCAUCUCCAGGAGCGUUAGUUCAAGCAGUGGAAACCUGUUUCAUUGGGAAAAGAUUUAUAUUUGGAGUGAAGGGUUGUGCAAGGGAGCAUGGAGGGUGUUCUGCUGCCAGCAGCAUCUUGCAAAACUGUUCCAGAAUUAAUACAAGUACAAAAACCCUUACAGCUUGCCAGAUCUUCCUGCCAAACGCUGCUGUUACUGGCUUUACUGUUAUCAGCUACUUCCAUCGGCUUCUGCAGUCAGCAAAACCCAAGAGCUGUAAUAACAGCUCGUACUUACUUGAUGCAUCUUCAGCUCCAAUAGAUGAACCUGCCUGUGAGCUCAGCAGCUUGUCAAGCCUGAGCAGAAGCUCCUGGUUUGUUCAGUCUAGUGGCAGAGAAAGCUUUUUAGGGUCCUGGCAACAGUCCUUCAGCCUGACUUCAUCUGUUGCUUGGGUAACAGCGGGGGACUUUCCCACUCUGGAAGUGGGAAAGCUGGUGAGUGAACAGAAUGAACAUGAGGGGAGGCCUGUCUCUGCAGAAUCAUGCAGUGUAAGCCUCAACAAACAAACUCCUUGGGAUUCGUGGGUUUGCAGCUCUUCUGUGAAGGAAGGGAAUAAAGAGGAGGGUAAUGAAUUUAGUUCACAGCCUAGUCGGACUGACAGUAUCUCUGCGACUGAUAAAUUAGAGAGAGUAUCCUCUUCGAGGACUGGGUGUUCACAUGGAAACAGUUCCAGGUUGUUACAACAUCCCUUGGAAUUUGAGGGAAAAAGCAUUUACCCAAAGACUAAUAGUAGAAAUUAUUCUUACCCAGAAAAGUCCUGCAACUCCUUUUUUUACAAGAGAGAUGCCUCAGCUUCUAAUCAUGUAAAAGUAGCUGGAGUGCCUCAGACAGGCUCUAUGCUUUGGGAGGAGCUCCCAUUCUCAGAAAGCCUAAAUGAAUUUUUAGCCAGAAUAGAAGAUGGCAAGAGUGGUGUAACCUCGCCCAGCCUUGAUGCAGGCAAACAUGCCUUUCUUGAGAGUAACGAGUUGCGUGUAAAUCCUAACAAAGCAUAUCCCAGGCAAACCCUGGUAGCUGCAGAUUUGCCUGCAGCGAGUGUCUCGGCGACGUUCUUGCCACAAGCAGAGAAGGAUCGUUGGGAGAACGUGUCGUUUGCUUGUCUUCAGUCAACAGCAAAUUCUCCAAGUGAUGAGGUGUCACAAUGUGAGUCUUCCUCUAAUGUUUCAUCUUCAACUGACAAGGAAUAUGGAGCAUCUUGCUUUAUACGUCAUCUACCUAUUCUGUCACAGUCUUUGCCGCUUUUAUCAGAGCCUUCUGUUUCCGAGAGCAGAUAUGUGCCGUCCAAAGAAGCAAAUAUUGACAGUUCAAAGUCAGCUUGGUCUUUUAUUAGUCUGCAGUGUACUGCUGAACCUGGAGAAACCUCCUGCUUAAAAAGGAGCAAGGCAGCUACCCGUGUGCAUUCUGCGCAUGAUAACUGUUUAGCUGGUUGUGAAAACAAAGAAAACUCUUCUACGCCAAGCCAAAGAACAGAUCUUACGUUCACAGGGGCAUGGGACUCCGAUCCAGCAACUCCCACCAAUACAAGAAGGAUAUAUAAAAGAGAAUUAAAACCAUUGACAGAACUGUCAGAAAACACCUUCAAAAGUGUUAAGAGGAGAGAGAUGCUGUGGAACAGUAUCUUCCCUGAAAGCAGCUACAAUGCUUCUGCUGAUCUCUUUGAUGCCACUGCAAGAGAGGUAGCAAAACCUGUAGAAUUCUUAAAUAAAUCAUGUAAUUCUUCAUUACAGGAAGAUACCUUGAUAGAAAAGGUCACAACUCCUGAAUCGGUGCGUUGUCCUGGAGGUGUUCCCUGUAACGGUUCAAAAUCAAGCUCAUCCCUGCGUAGGUCCCCUCCUGCUUUUCGUAAGCACAGCACACCCGUAACUUACUCCUUUUGUGAUUCAGAAUGCAAUUCAGUCAGCGCUCAAGACUUUGUUCCUCAUUCACAGUCAACUCCUAUGACAAAACCUCUCCAGAAACGGUGGCCUGGUGGGGAAAGAGGCUCUUUUGUCACUGUCUUCACCCCUAAAAAUCCCGCUAAAAUCCAUUCCAAAUGCAAGCGAUCCAGGUCUUCCUUUCAAAACACUCUGCUGCAGCAGCUUACGGGCAGGUUAGUGAAACGUAGAAGGCCGAGUAACAGGGAAGGCAAAGAAAGGAAUAGCUCUGUUUCGCAGCAGUUCCCUAACAGCCAGCUGCCUGCCGGCUUUGAGGCGUGGAUCCCUCCAUCUGCUACCAAGAGGUUGAGACCAACUGCAUCUUUAAAUUUAAAAACCGUCAGCUGGGCUACUGACUUGCCGUCGACCUGUGGGCACACUGUCCGGAACCCUAUUUCUGAAAGCAAAGAGAAGAUUGAGAAUGAUGUAUGCUUCCGAAAUGAGAGAUUAAACCCUGGGAAUACAACCAGGAUUCUGACAACUCCUGUGUCUGCAGGUGUCACCAAGGCCUCGUUUUUAAACAACACCAUCCUGGAAACUUGUUCCACUUCAGAAGGCAAGAAUCUCCUCUCAAGUGCAAAUUAUUCAGGGGGUAUGUUGGAAGGGGCAACUGGCUGGUCUCCUGAGUUGUUCUUCCAAGCACAGACUCCUUUUUCCAAUAAGCCAAAAUACUAAAAAAAAGAUAUUUCUGUGAUAGGUCCUUUUUAAUUAUUUUUAAGACUUUUGGGAAGGAGCCAGUAGAAGAAAAGAGCUAUUUAGGAAUUAAAUCGUUUAUACACCUAUUGGCAUAUAUCUUCCUAAGAUGAGUUAUGUUUAUUUGCAGAUCUUUAUACCUCAGAGACGGGGGAAAACAGAAUUUGCAGUUACUAUAUUUUAUUGUAAAUUAACUCUAGAACGUGCAAUAAAACCUUUUGUAAAUGUGUGAGUAUUUAAUAGAUCUCACUUUUUCAAGCACAAGUAGGUGAAGUGUUUUAGCGUUCAGUGUUGUCUUUUCACCUCAAGAAGAGCCCUGGAGUCCCGUGUCCACUCUAGAUCCUUAGCUGGUGACUCUGGGGAGGAGGGCCAAGUUGUCAUCGAAGAAUUUAAAAUAUCUUACGGGAGCCUCGUAUUUGCGCCCACUUGGGAUCCUAUGAAGGAGUUGAGUUGGGUGGAGGGGACCAUCCUGAGAGGUUGGUGGCAGCUCCCAGCUUUCCUGUAGGCUUUUUCCAGUUAAAGACUGCUAAUGGCAGAUUCCUGGCGGUGUCUUUCCUCUUCUUUGCUUUGGGGUCUUCCACAGCCCCCACCCGCAGCAGCUGCAUUUAGGAUCAUGGAAUAGAGAAACCUCGGAGCUGCUGCUGCAAGCUUGGAGGUGGAAUGUGGGAAUCGGAAUCAGCUUGAAAAUGCUGACUUGGAGAAGCAGAAGUGGGCUUAAAAUGAUCUGCUGUGAUUUUUUUUUUUUUUUGGAAGCAUAGAAUGAAUAAGCACCAUUGUGACUGGGGACGAGGAGAGUUUACUUGGUCGAUUCUCUGACACAAGACCGGCAUUACUAUGUUUCUGUGUUUGAGGCCUCGCUCCAUUUUUAAUGCAGCUACUUAAGGGCCAGGCUCGGUGUUUGCUCGGGAGAGUUGUCUGCAUGCCAGGAACAGAUUGGAUCAAUGCUGGUAACUAAAGCACUUUCAGGUUAUGAUGCCACCUUUGCCUUAGGAAAUCUGAGAGGCAGAAGUUGCUGGAAGUUAGAGGAGUAUUGUGGGAAUGGAGCAUUUUGUGCUCAUCGUGUUCCUGUGCGUGUUAGUUACUGUCUGUUGUUUGUCGCUGUCGGAGUCGCGGCUAGAAGGACUCUGAAAGGCUUCUCUAACCGUACGGUCGCCGGCUCCCACCAUAGGUGCCUCACUGGGGCUGGCACGCAAACCAGCGUGCUCAGGCAGGACCUGCCAAAGGCAGCCAGUGGAAACCACGUGUGGGAUGGAUGAAAAAAGUACACCUUUGGCAUUUGAGCUGUCAUCUUUGUGUGCCUUCAUAUCUCCUCUAUAAGAUAAAUGUGUACCCGCUCUUUAUUUGCAGGACACCCAGGGACGUAUGAGGGCAGUUACUGUUUGACCACCUUGUCCUUUAUCCACUAUUUUUAGCAUGGAUCAGCCUUACAGAACAUACAGGUAAACCUUUUCAGUUUCCUGGGCUCUACGCUAAGUUCUGCACCUUCUAAUCAAAAUAAACUCAUUGAGGGACGGGAGGGAGAAGAGUAUUAGAAAUCAAACACGCUUUUUCUGCAGCUGAGCAGGGUGUUAAUGAGAUACAGCUUCUCCCACCAAGGGUACGAGCGUGCUGAGUCUGCAGGCUGAACGAAGAGAACGGCUCCUCAUGGCCACACAGCGAGUCUGCACACGUAAAUUCACUUUACAAAGAAGUUUUUCCAUAGCAGUCAGGGGGGUUUGUUGGGGGUUUUUUUGACUACUUACACUUGAGGAAAUUGAGCACAGGUUCAAAGAUGUACCCAACGUUAAGAGAGCGUGCAGCCUAGUGCUGGGUAUCACCGAGAGACCUUAACCAGCAAACCGUCUUUUCUGCUUGCUGUCCGACCCAGCAAGAUACUCGAGCACAGCUCAAAAGUUCUUCACGGUGUUUAAGGAUGCUGCAGCUGUCGGUGGCAGCAGCAAGAGUCUCGAGGUUCCUUCUUACGUGUCCAAGCCUCAAUCCCUGCAGUCCCU
Molecule: messenger RNA, 5411 nt
Organism: Chroicocephalus ridibundus (black-headed gull)
Lineage: Eukaryota; Metazoa; Chordata; Aves; Charadriiformes; Laridae
Gene: DDIAS
Product: DNA damage induced apoptosis suppressor
Exons: 5
Coding region: 457-3402 (981 amino acids)
Biological process (GO): negative regulation of intrinsic apoptotic signaling pathway in response to DNA damage
Cellular component (GO): cytoplasm; nucleus
Source: RefSeq, a predicted model, not a curated record